AUAAAUAAAUAAAUAAAUAAAUAAAUGCAAAUAAUGUCCACAUCACGCUUAUAAACUACAUGUGGUGCACAUAUAUAAGGUCUGAAAUGGUUUACAUUUAUUUUUACUUAUUUCAUCCUCACAAUACUAAUAGAUUAUUACUAUUACAAUUAUUCGUCUCAUAAAUGAGAAAAUCAUGGCAAAGGGUUGUGAAGAAAUGUGUUCAGCAUCAUCAGAUAUCAAACUGCCUAGCCAGGAUUCAAGUUCCAUUGGUCUGGUAUGACGCUUAUGCACAUCCACAGCCCUACCUCACCCUUCUGCAGCUAAAUUAAACUUGAAGAUCAGAAGUCAAUUAUUUCUGUACUACUCAUACUUAGAAACACCAUUUACCACCACUUUUCUACAUCUCCAGCAGAUACAACACUCUAAAUUAUCGAAAUGCUUAAUAUUUAAAUAUUUAAAGCAGAAAAUGCUGAUUUAAAAAUACAUAAAUUUCAAGACAGAAAAUAUUACCACUCAUAGACUUUCCUUUUCUCAUGUCUACAGAAAGAAUAAAGCAGAUUGACACUAAUAAGCUGGUUCUUCUUUUCUCAUUGUAGUUCAUUUUAAAUGAGAGCUCAUGAAUUGAAUUGAUAAGAAGUUAUUAACAUAUAAAAAUAUGAAGCAGAGUGUAUUUACACAAAAAGUGACUGUUGGUAAAGGCAACUGCUAAAGUCAACAACAGUUACAAAGUAACAUUUAUUUUAAGAUGACUUUCCAGAUGGUAGUAUAUAUAGUGCACAUUCGUUGUAUAAAUUCAGUAUAUGUUAGUGCAGGCCUGGAGUACACCAUAAAUCUAAUGUAACCUCAUUUCCAAGGUGCUGUCAGUCAGAAAGGUUAGGAUGGAACUUAGAUGGCCUAUUCAUUAUCAUCAAACAAUCUUACAAUACCUAAUUACGUUGGUUAGUUUUAUGCCAACUUGACACAAGCUACAAUUAUCAGAGAGGAAGAAACCUCAAUUGAGGAAAAGCCUCCAUAAGAUCAGGCUGUAGACAAGCCUGUAGGGAUUUUCUUAGUGAUUACGUGGGAUGGUCCAGCUCAUUGUGUGUGGUGCCAUCCCUGGACUGGUGGUCCUGGGUUCUAUAAUAAAGCAGGCUGAGCAAACUUUGGCAGGCAAGUCAGUAAGCAGCACCUCUCCAUGGCCUCUGCAUCAGCUCCUGCCUCCAGGUUCCUGUCCUGUUUGGGUUUGUUGCCCUGACUUAUUUCAAUGAUCAACAGUGAUUUGUAAGCAGAUGCCAAAUAAACCCUUUCCUCCCCAAGUUGCUUUUGGUCAUGGUGUUUGAUCACAGUAAUAGUAACCCUAAGACACUGAUCCUAAAAGCCAACCCAUAUAAGCACUUUCUUAUAGGAUCUGAGACUACUACUUUCUAUUACUUCAAACAAGAUCCCAUGGAUUUAUCCACUGUACUGUCUUUAUUAAGCACCAGGACAGCCUUUACUGUCAACUAUCAUCCAAGACAGUUUUUGCCAUGGCAUGGAUAUUCAGCUAACUUCACAAUUCAGGGAGGGGAAUCGAGAACUGGCUGUGCUGAAUGAGUCGUGGAAGUCACAGAAUUCAUGGACAAACACCACCAGCUGUAAUCUCAGGCUUCAUUCUUUUUUUAUGUCAUUGGCCAAGAAGCUAAGGCCCAGAGGUCUUCCCAAGGUGAAGUGUCUAGAGAGGGAAGGUCUAUUCAUUAAAUUGGAUUGGGAGAGUUCUCUGUCUUUGGAGCUGUGGUGAGACAGGAGACCCACCCCACAGUCUACAGCAGGAAGUGAUGGCUAGUGAGCAUGACAGAACAAAUGGAAUGUGGAACGAGACAAGGGGACUCUGCAAAUUGUGACCUUGGGCCCUUCUUGAUAAUUCUGAAUCUAGGGGCAUAAUACAUCUGGGGAGAUUUGAGCCUGAUGCUGGAUUGAGGUGGCCCCAAGCUAACAGCAACUCCGAUAAAGGUCAGAAACAAAUUCUUUCUGGAAAAAAAACCUCAUUUUUUAUUUCAAACAAUUUCCUCAAAUAAAUUCUCUUACUAUGAUAGUAUAGAGUUAAAUAUAAACAAGCACUAAAGGAGAGGUCAUCAUGAAACAAAGAAUAAAUAAUGGCUGCACAUUCUACAAUAUUUAGAUUCAAAUGGUUAGACACAGCUAUUAUAGUGGGGUUUUUUUAAGGUGUCAAGCAAGAACUAGUUUGAGGACAAUGAUGAAGAACAAUGACCUCUAAGCACCCCCCAGAAACACUACAAAGGGACUCAGUGAAGUGCCUUCCAAACAAAACUGAAGUAACUAACACUUAAAACUCAGCAGGCCUAAUUGAUAACAUAACAGCCCCCAGGUGAAAGAGAAUAAGAGGCCAGUGAAUUGGAUCAGUAUAUAAGGGGCUUGCCACAUAAGCUUGGGAACUUUAGUUUGAUACCUGGAACCCAUGUAAAGAUGGAAGUAAAGAGAACCAAAUGCAUGAUGUUGUCUUCUGACCUCUGCUCACCUGCCCCCCCAACACACACACACACACACACACACACACACACACACACACACACACACACACACACACACACAGAAGAGGAAGAGGAGGGUGAAGAGGAAUAAGAAGAGGAGGAGAAGGAAGAAGAGGGAAUAAACUUAAGGCAGGUCUCAGAGAAGAGGAUGCAGAAUGCAGUGGAGAGGAAAAACUAUGAGAGACGGAUUGUUAGAAAAUAGAAUCUAAAGAUGUGUCAUGUGUCAUCAGUGACAACAGAAGAAAGACUUAGGGGAAAUAUUUGAAGAGAUAAACCAGGAAGACUUUCCAUACCUAAUAAAAGCCACUAAGGCAUGGAUUUAAAAGGCCACACCUAAUGACUUAGAAGAAAUAGACACCUAAACAAAUAACAUUGAAUAUACAGAGCAAGAGAGAUGUUAGGAAAGAAAUGAGGGAGAAAGGGAAAAGAAAACUUUAAAAACAAGUGAGAGGGGAAAUGCUGAUUUUCAAAGGAGGCUACAUUUUAAACAGCACUAACUAAAUACCCAAGAGUGAAGGUUAGAGUUUCAAUGGUUGGAAAUUCAAUGGACAACCUAGGAUUAUAUACUAGCCAAAAUAUCUCUCAAGAAUGAAGGUCAAGGGCUGGAGAGACAGCUUAGUGGUUAAGAGUGAAUAUAAGCACUGGUACUCCUGUCUACAUACCCACACAUAGACACACACAUUCACAUAAUUAAAAAAAUAAUAAUCUGUUUUUAAAAAGAAGAAAAAUUAGUGUGAACAAGUAUAUUAGCCCAAGCCUAUGAUCCCAGUGCUUGGGAGAGAAAAGCAAGAGUCACCAGUUUGAAGACAACCUAGGUACAUGGACUCCUGGUCAAGGAAAGAAAGGAGGGAGAUGAGGGGUAGAAAGGAAAGCAGGAGGAAAGACACGCUUAAACUCCUAAACAGGCAAUCGCCAUUAAAACUGAAAAAUAUUUUUACCUAAACAAAAAAGAAAUACUGCAAAAAUGCUAUAUAUAAGAUUUAGCUGGAAACACAGUAAUGAAAGCAUGUAGCUCCAGUACGCUGGCACUCAAGUGACUGACACAAUGGGAUACAUAAGCCGAAGAACCCAAGAUGAGCCUGGGGAAAGGAAUAGAAGCUGUACAAAAAGAAACAAGUUUGCUGGGCAUGACAGCUUAUUCCUGUCAUCUCAGCAUUCAGUUGGCUGAGGCAGGAGGAUUCCCAUCUAGUGCCAACAAUGACACUAAAGACUGUAAAUAAGACAACACCAAAGAAAAUGCUAUGGGAAGCAUCCAGCCAAUAUAUUUGGUUAGAAACACAAACCCCAGACACUUCCCCUGACAUCCCAGCUAGAGUGCUGAUUAGCAUCUCUGGGAAUGGAGUCUAUGAACCUGUGAUCUACCUGGUCUUCCCAGCAGUCCUGAUCUCUCUUAACUUGUUGGAUACACAAGCACCCUCAAACACACCACAGUUUUCAUUUAUGUGAAUGGAUAGCUAUUUCAGUGCUCUUUUGGAAAAAUCAUUAUUACUAAUAGUCACUACUGAAGAGAAAAAAGGGUAAGCUUCAUUUUCAAUUUAUUGUUUAUUAACUGACCAGAUAUUACAUAAAUCCUGUGGGAGAUUCCUUAGUUAAUCCUUCUAGUAAGCAUGUUGACCUGAUCUUCCCAGUUCCCUGCUUUUCUGCCUUUCACAAAAUAGGUUGUUUAUUCCACCUAGAGAUAAUCUGAAGAGCCACAGGAAGUUAUUCAAUUCCUUCAUGUAUUUUCCAACAAUGUAGAUCUCAUGGAUCAGGUGUAUGUAAAUGAUGCCAUAUUGAUACCUCCAAUUCUGAUGACAAACACCAGUCAGGGUUCUGCAGGUAUACAGAAGUUGUUCAUUUGGAUGAACUGAAUGCAAUGGAUUUAAUUAAGUCCCUAAGUAGCAGGGGCAAAGAGGCAGCACCGAGUUGUCAAAGGCAAGGUUGAUCAUAGUUAUCGUACUAGACAGAACAACAAGUCGCACUGCCAGUGACACUUCUUCCGGGGAGGCCACACCUUCUCCAACAAGGCCAUACCUCAUAAUCCUUCUCUUCCUUCUCAAAUCAUUCCCUGAUGACUAACCAUUCAAAUAUAUGAGCCUAAGGGGCCAUUCUUGUUUAAACCACCACAUAUACAUUUCUUCUUUGCCCUUCAAAGCAUCAAAAAGUACAUUAUUUUUGUUUUGUUUUGUUUUUUUUGUUGUUGUUGUUGUUUGAGAUGGGGUCUCAUUCUGUGAUCUUGGUUGGCCUGGAACUUGCUAUGUUGAGCAGGCUGGCUUUGAACCCAUAGAGAUCCACCUAACCCUGCCUCCUGAGUACUACAAAAGUACAUUUUUAAAGAGAUUUCAAUAACAUAAAUGGAAGUUGUGUGUUCCUUAAUUUCGUUAACUUUUUGUUACUUGUAUGAAACUGAGAUUAUACAUGAAAUAGCAAAUAUCAGCCCAGAAUCUGCUUUGAAACACUCCAAUUUUUUUCGCAUAGCCAUGAGGAAGAGAUUUUAUUAUUUGCAAUGUGGUAGUUAUGGAAUCUCUUUACAUAUUGCUUUAUCUGUCAUUACCUUGGUACAUCAUUGAGCUCCUGGAAUCUCAUUGUUAUUCCACGAUUAUUAUUUCAUACUUGGAUUGUUUGGUUCACCAGACUUUUAAAAGAAACUCCAAAGUACACUUCAGAAACACCUUCACGAGUCUAACAUAACCCUCAUAAUCAAAGCCACGCUUCUGAAUCAUAGCAUUUCCUCCCGCUCUCCUCUUUGUUUCAUUCUGCCUUAUUUACCUAGCUGUUACCUACACAUCCAUUGUACAAGAUGACAGACUUCCAGCAAAAAGCUUGAUAACCACACACAGUCAUCAACUCCAAUUGUAAAUAACCACAAAACAAACUUUAAAGCAUUUGUACCAAAUGUAAAUCUCAGUGGGAAACUGUUUCCUCCCAGUAUUGUGGUUGAUGAUUAUGAAUCAAACCGACGAGGUAAGGCAGUCUUACAAUAAUGAUCUGGAACUGUGAGUCAAUGAGUAAGAUUAAAGGCACAAAGAAAGUCUUCCUAAUCAACAAGAAGAUAACUGCUGGAAAGAAAAAUAUGUUCCUUGCUUGAAAUUAACUGUCACACAUUCCCAACCUACACAAAGCUGUCAUAAAGGACAUCUAAAUCUGUCCUUGUUUGUAACAUGUGUUGUGACAAGAUUUGACAGUUUAUCAAAGAACUAUAAUUGCCACCUAAACAUCUAGCAUUUUGUCAACUGUAAGUGUGUUUAGUGAAAGCAUUUAUUUAACUUAAAAUACAACCAUUUUCCUCGCUUUCUAAAAUGACUGCUUGGAUUUCUUUUCUCUUUAGCUGAUCAAGCUGCAUCAGAACUGUCUUUGAAUUAUUUAUGUCAGAAUUGUGAAGGGUAAAAAAAAAACAAGCAGUGAAGCAAGAAACUAUCACGAAGGAAAUAUAUAUUAUAUAUAUAUAUAUAUAUAUAUAUAUAUAUAUAUAUAUAUAAUGGUUAUUGACUCAAAAGACCUUCAAAAUGCAACAAUCCUCACAGAUCUGUGGAGAUGAUAUUAAAGCGCUCUUGUUUUGAGAAGGAGAAAGAUACAGCCUUUUCUCCCUUUCAUCAUUCUCAUUUCUAGAGCAAUUUUCUAAGAAGCAAUACCUCCACAGAAAGAACGUUAUCCAAUAUGUAUUAUUGCUACAUGAACUUUUUUUUCCAGAAGCAGUCAAUGAUAAGGCAGUUGUCUCUCUUAACCUAUGGAACAAAGAGAACAACAUGAAAUUCCAGUAUGAUCUAUCCAAGUUGAAAAAUGUCAGAAUAACCAUCUAUGACAUCACAAUCUAUGACAUCAGUGGUUCAUUUCCUUCUGGAAAUUUCAGAGGUUGGUUUCAGCACCAGGACAUUUGGGGUCAUAUUUGUUCUUUGUUGUAGUUACUUGAUAAGCAAGAAAAUUUUAUGCAAAUAUUUCUGCACACUUUCCCCCCUCAUUAUUCUAAUAAACUAGGGGGUGGGGAGAAGGGCCUAAUAUGACAGACCACUAAAAGCUAUAAUUGGAAAUCUAGGAAGCCCACAUCCUAGUAUACACUGAGCUUUAGUGAGUCAGUAGUAAAUCAUAGGUAGUUUGUUUCUCCAGUUCUGGGUUCCCUGGCUGUGAACUGGGAUAUAAAAUGACUAGAUGGUCUCUGAGGCCAUUUCCAUCUUUAUAUACUAUGAUUCUAGACAAAUCCCUUGAAUUAUGAGGUAUAGCAACAGCCAGAUCAAAAAUAACAGCAAUACAAAAAUGGCUUCUAGUUAACACCUCAAGAGAAAUACAACCAGCUAUGGGUUUUAAAUGUUUACAUUAGCAUUCAGUCCUAUUUAGGUAAUAUUAAAUCUAUUUAAAAAUCUGUUUUGUUUUUCAUUAAAAACUGAAAAUAUGUGCCAUAUUGAAAACACUAAAAGAAAAAUCAGUUUAAUUGAAGCUGCAAGUACUUUUUAGUGCUUCUAAAUUAAGCUACAGGAUUUUCUGUACAAAUCACUGUAUGUAGCUCAUUUGGGAUGAAUUACAUGGCACAGGUGUUUCUGUUGGAUUUGUUUUUAAGGAAAAAACAUGAAUGAAGAUUUGUGAACAGAAAGCAGUUGGCAUGCAUUGUCAAUCACAAAGAAUAUGAACUGAAGAGAAAAGAAGGUAUUUUAAUGUCAAGGGAUGUUAUUAGAUCAUUAGCAUGCUAUUUUGAUGUAACAUUUUAACAUGGGCAUUGUUAGUUGUUUACAUGACUCUAUAAUAAUAUCUCAUAAAUAUAUAAAAAUAAAACUUUAUAACCAAGUAAUAUGUUUCUCAGACUUCGUGUAGAAAAUAGGUGUUUUAAUACGUAUUGAUGAUCACAUGCUGGUCCCAGACUCUGUUUCUUUGAACAUCUAGGUUAGUUGCUAUUUGCAGCUCAUCAUCGUAAACCCAACAGAGACGUCCAAGCCUUACACACUGUGACAUGGUGAUGCCAUCUGCAAACAUGUUGAGCUACAUUCACAGCUAUGCCACGAUACUGUGGGCUCAGAUUUUGAUACAUCUGCAAAAGGCAAAACAACUGACACACAGGAAUAUUAUUUAACUUAUACCACAACCCCACCAUUAUAUAACCUGGAGGUACUUGCAAACACUCUGGAAUGGAUUCCCAUUUAUACCAUUUUCCAACCUUUUGCCUUCUUAUUCUGUUGAAGAAAUGGACUAAACAACACUUUGCACAUACCUCCUCCAGUCUGAAACUUUCUAUUUAAACUUGUUUAAGAACCUUGCUUUAAAGCCGGGCGGUGGUGGCGCACGCCUUUAAUCCCAGCACUCGGGAGGCAGAGGCAGGCGGAUCUCUGUGAGUUCGAGGCCAGCCUGGGCUACCAAGUGAGUCCCAGGAAAGGCGCAAAGCUACACAGAGAAACCCUGUCUCGAAAAACCAAAAAAAAAAAAAAAAAAAAAGAACCUUGCUUUGUGUUUCAGUAUUCAAAUUUAAACAUUCCCUGCAAGUUAAUAAUAAGUAACAAUGGGCCAGGCAGUGACUCAUGCCUUUAAUUCCAGCACUCAGGAGGCAGAGGCAAUCUAUCUUUGAGCUUGAGGCCAGUUCUGAUCUACAGGACUAGUUGCAGAACAGCUAGGGAUAUAUCCUGAGAAACCCUUUCUGGGAAAAAACAAAACAAGAAAAAUUACUAAGAAUAAUAAUAACAUUAGGAAAAUUCCCAUGCAGUUGGAAGUCUUCUUAAUUUGAAAGUGUGCAGUAGGUGCCAACCAAGCCUUUUGUUUUUUCAAAAGACUUGGGGUCAGGUUAGCACAGCCGUUAUGGAAGAGACAGUAACGGCUUCAUAACCACCCGUUGCGAUGACCCGAUGACCGGAAGCUAUUAGGGUCUGUGGUCCCAGUUCCGUUCCAAGGCGGCAGAGCCCGGAACAGCUGAAUCUAGGAUCUCUGGCCAAGAUGCCAAACAUCAAAAUCUUCAGUGGCAGCUCCCACCAAGACUUAUCCCAGAAGAUCACUGAGCGCCUGGGCCUAGAGCUCAGCAAGGUGGUAACUAAGAAAUUCAGCAACCAGGAAACCUGCGUGGAAAUCGGUGAGAGUGUGCGCGGAGAGGAUGUCUACAUUGUUCAGAGCGGUUGUGGCGAAAUCAAUGACAGUUUAAUGGAACUUUUGAUCAUGAUCAAUGCUUGCAAGAUCGCUUCAGCCAGCCGGGUGACUGCAGUCAUCCCAUGCUUCCCUUACGCCCGUCAGGAUAAAAAGGAUAAGAGCCGGGCUCCCAUCUCUGCGAAGCUCGUAGCAAAUAUGCUGUCUAUAGCAGGUGCAGAUCACAUCAUCACCAUGGACCUACAUGCUUCUCAGAUUCAGGGCUUUUUUGACAUCCCAGUAGACAAUUUGUAUGCAGAGCCAGCUGUCCUAAAGUGGAUAAGGGAGAAUAUCUCUGAAUGGAAGGACUGCACUAUAGUCUCUCCAGAUGCUGGGGGGGCCAAGAGGGUAACUUCCAUCGCAGACCAUUUGAAUGUGGAUUUUGCCUUGAUUCACAAAGAACGGAAGAAAGCCAAUGAAGUGGACCACAUGGUUCUUGUGGGCGAUGUGAAGGAUCGGGUGGCUAUCCUUGUGGAUGACAUGGCUGACACUUGUGGUACAAUCUGUCACGCAGCGGACAAACUUCUCUCAGCAGGAGCCACCAGAGUUUAUGCCAUCCUGACUCACGGAAUCUUUUCUGGCCCAGCCAUUGCUCGCAUCAAUGGUGCAAGCUUUGAAGCAGUAGUGGUCACUAAUACCAUACCUCAGGAGGACAAGAUGAAGCACUGCCCCAAAAUCUGGGUGAUUGACAUCUCUAUGAUUCUUGCAGAAGCCAUCCGGAGAACUCACAACGGAGAAUCUGUUUCCUACCUGUUCAGUCAUGUUCCUUUGUAACAAAAUGACAUAAAUUUUAAAUGCAGUAAGAUGAAAUAAAAAUUAACCCUGUUCAUUAUUUUGCCUCUGUGGUUGAUGGAAUGCUCAAUGAGAGACCCAGUUGUGUCCACUGUGGCCUCAGAGAUAGGGGAUUGUGGGGUUUCCUGACUCGGUUCGUUCUGACUUCUUUGACUGUGAGCUCUGAGGCUUUCACAAAGCCCCAUUCCUGCAAGGUUUCUCAUCUCCCAACAUGUUGCAUCAAACUAUGUGAGGACAAAUCAGCCACAAAUCCACUUAUCUAUCAAACGCAAUCACGUGCUGCAAGUUCACCAGAGCCUAUGGAAAACUUCAGCAAGCACCCUGGGCACUCCUAGCCACUCUCCUGGAUUCUAAACCCAAGGGGAGGCAAGAGCAGCUCCCAGGUUAAGCCAGCAUUGGGAUCAUAAAGUGUACACAGUGGAGCCUCCUUUCACUCCAGCUUUCUGUCCAGGUGUCCUCUUCCUGGGCACAUAUGCAACUGGGUUCAACUGUUCACAGUCUAUGGAAAGCAAGGUCUCUGGUAGGUGAUCUGUAAUAUUACAGUAGAUGUUGUGCUGUACCAUGUACCAACACCAUGGUAGAGUUUAGAUGGCAUGCAGUGCCUUCCGGUCAGUUUCAACAGUUAUGUUUCAUCUUCUUUCACUGUAGUAGAUUGGCCUGCCCAAAGACCUUGUUUCUGUAUUUCAAGAUGAUGCUCUCAUGUCUUUUAAGGAAAGCCAGUGCAGAAUCUGGGUGUGUAUGGAAGUGGGUGGCUACAAAGAUUGUGUGAAAUUUCUCAUCUCCAAGAAAAUAGAGAAAAGCCUCAAGAAUUUCUAAAGGUUGAAACAAAAACAAGAUAGAUUUUAAAAAGCAGUAUUCAAAUGGCUAUUUGGCUUCUCAUAUGAACUGCCAGAGAAUAAGCAGGAUAGAACAAAACAUCUUUUUAUUUCUAAAGAAAUAGUUUAAACCCAACUUCCUAUGUUCAUUCCGAUUUGAAGACAGUAUUAAGGCAAAUCUCUUUUAGUAUUAAAAGAUUAAGAAACCUUACCAUUAUGGUUCCUUCUAAAAAGUAUUGCUUGAAGUUACUGAACUCUCAGCAUUUGGGAAGCCAAGGCAGGAAGACUGAGAGUUCAAGGUCUACUUACGCUCCAUAGUGAGUCUCAGGCCAGACAGCCUGCGGUACACAGUGAGACCCUAUCUCAUAUACAUUCAUAUAUACUAUAUAGAUCCGCAGCCUAAAGCAAUACCAUCUAUCGGUAGUAAUAAAACCGCCAUGUAAACUUAUAAAACAUUUGCUAAGGAAUACAGAAAAUGUCUGAAAUGAGUAUACUAGAACCUGAAUAAGAAGGAUGAAAUUGCACUGACAGCUUCUUCAGAUUAUCUAGUUGUCAUAAACCCAAUGAAGAUCCUUAUAGGAGUUUUUAAUAAACCAGACUUGACAAGCUUUUCUAAAGUUCAUCUGGGAAAAAAAGUGAGCAAAAUUCAUGAAGGAUUUUUUGAGUGUGUUUUGUUACAGUAUAUUAACACAUAAAGCUAUAGGAGUGGAAACAGGAAUGUACACAUAAUUCUGCAGAAUUUAGAUUCUCAGGACACACCCAGUAUUCUUGCAGGAAUUUCAUGCACACAUGUUCCAUUUAAUGGAGCAGUUGGCUGUAUUAGCAGAAGGAAGCACAUAGCUGUAUCAUCUUUGGGAUACUCAUUCUCAUGAGUCUCUGUGGAGGUGUUCUCCUGAUCUCCUGCCUUGGCAUCCACUCCUGCUGUCUACACAAAUUCUCUGAAGUGGAGAAUGAGCCUCUGGACAUAUUUUCAUGGACUUUAUUCAGGCUUUCAUCUAUCCAGACCAUAGCAAUGCAUCUGAUGAGCAUCUUCAUGUGGCAUCAAUAACAGCUUAAUACUAUGAUCCUCCUGUUUCCUUGAAGAAAAUAAAUUCCUUGAUCAUGCAUAUGAACAUAUAUAAUAUACACUACAGUGCAACUUCUACAUUAAGACUCAUAGUAAGACUGUUCCCCUGUUUAAAUGAAGCUCGUCAAUUUCAUGCAACCAGUUAUUUGAGACAAACUUCUCACAGAAUACAAAGUAAAUGAAGACUAUCAAUUUGCAUAGUAAUAUUAUGUAUUUAAAUCCAUCUAGUUGGUAGCUUGUUGGCUGCAAGUCUAGAAAACUAAUAUAAUUCAGGUCCCAAUCUAUGGUCAUUCCACCCCGAGCAUGCCCUGUCUUAGAAGUGGCUUUUGAAUAGGGAAUGUGUAGGGGCUGGAAGGAUUUUAGGGUCUGAACAUGAAUGACAAAGCUAGCCGGGUUAGAGAGAUUUCUCAAAAAUUAAUAACACUCGUGGUUCUUACAGAGGCCCUAAGUUCAGUUCCCAGCACCCAAAUAUGAACUCAAAAUCUGUAACUCCAGUUCCAGGAGACUGAAUGUACUCUUUUGGCCUCUUUGGGCACCCAGCACAGGCAAGGCAAAGCACCCAUAUACAUAAAAAAAAGAAAGAAAAUAAAAGAAAGGCUAGAUUGCUUUGCAGUGGGUAUGUGAAUGUGUAUGUGUGUAUGUGUGUGAGUGAAUGUAUACAUAUUUGUGUAUAUGUUGUAUGUAUGUAUAUGAGUAUAUGAGUAUGUAUGGUAUGUAUAUAUGCAUGUGUGUAUAUGUGUGUUUAUGUGUGUGGUGUGAAUGUAUAUGUGUGUGUGUUUGAGUACAAGUGUGUACAUGUAUGUGUAUAUAUGUGUGAGUUUGAGUGUAUGUGUGUGCAUAUGUGUAUGUGUGUGAGUGUGUGUGAGAGAGAGUAUGUGUGUGUGUGUAUAUUACCAUAAGCAGACUGCUAGCAAAAUAUGAAUAUUAGAUGUAUUUCUGGUGAGGCUUCAAAACAAAAUGGCAACCAGAUUAGUGUAAGCUAAAGGAAUGUCUGUGCUUGUAAAAUGGCAGAAGAGUAGUUCUGCUCUGAACAGAAACAACCUGGAAGUGGUGAACUUGGGCAUUUUUGGCUUCAGAGAUUGGAGCCUAAACACUGUAGAUAGCGUCACUCCACUGUGCUACUUACAAGAAAACAGUAGAAGUGUGGAAGGAACAACACAGUAAACAGAGCUGGGAGCCAGGAGCCAAUUACUUGGUAAGUUCUCAGCCUAGCUAGAUUUACAAAUGAUGCUAAAAUGAAGAAAUUCCUUGUUGGUAAAGAAUGCUCUGGAUAGAGGCCCCAGGGUGUGCCUGGAUAACCUUUUGCAAAAGAGAUUAGGUAUGUGACUCAUGGGCACAAUCAGUCUUCUCAGAGGAGGCAAAGGCAGACACUCAGAAGACAACAGAAUGUUGGAUACUCAGCUAUUAUGCUUCCACAGAUUUUUUUAAGUUGAUAGAAAAUUCCCUAAUGAAGGAUAAACCUAGCAAUAAUGAAAUGUCUUAAAUACCAACCUAAGGUUUUUCAUUUACUCAAAAAAGCCACGGGGCACUCUUGUAGGUUUUGUAAUGUAUUUCCAGUAGAUGACUGAUGCAAUGGAAAUUGUACAUUUUGGGGGAACUGAGCAGCAAUGAGCUAAGAGAAUUGCCCUGGAAAGCAUCUACAACUGAAAAUCACAGCAUCUUGGGUAGGUUGCCUUUUGAGAAAUUAGAUCUAAACAUCUCUCAUUCACAAUAAAGAUUCCUAAUCCCAUAUUUCAUUCACGAUAAAAAUGCCUAAUCCCAGAUGGGGAGAUGUUAGGCUGGGCCAACCCCAGGCUGGACUGUGAGUCUGGGUGGCAGUUGAGCUGGUCAGUGAAGGAACAAUAACCACAGAAUCUCCAUGACUUUGGGAGACCUCAGAAUACCCAAGCAGAGUUUUGGGGAAGAUCCAGUGAAGAUGGUGUACCAGAAACCAGAAGCCUUGAACCAGGCCAGUGACUCAUCGCAAUGAACACUUGCGAGUAAAGCUAAUGGAGCGAAGGGUCUACUGGGUGUUGUCCUCCUUUUUUAAGUGGUUGCUGCCUUUUAAGACACAACUGUCCUAACCAGCAACUGCAGCUCCUCCACUACCAGCAGCAGUUAGGCCACAAGAGCCACGGCCUGAGGGAAUUCUGUUCCCUCAGGGUCCGACUCUUGCAAAGUUACAAAGACAACUUAACUAAACCUCUCUCCCUCUAAAGAACUCAAGAUUCAAAGAUUAAGCUGGAAUUCUGCUCUUCAGAGGCUGAAUAGCACGUAGCUCACCUCCUCUACUUGCUUGAGUCCUCCAAAAAGCCCUCCUGCUUCUCCUCACCCCUCCUUAUAAACCCUUCUCCACUUGGCUCCUCCCUACCACUUCCUGUCAGCUAGUUGCUGACUCAGCCUCCUGACUGCUGGUGAAUUUUAUUUAACCAAACACAUCUUUGCAUCAUUAAACAAAUGUUCCAGAACAUAAACAAAAGUAACACACCUUAAAAUAAUAUUCUACAACAACUGAGUGACACACCAUGGCUCCCAAUGCCACCAGGAUGAAGGAAGAGGUGUUGGAGAGGCAGGAAAGAUGGAGGAAUGGAGAGGUUUUGUGUUGUUGUUUUGUUUUGUUCUUUGGAGGUUUUGCUUGUUUUUCUUUUUGUUUUUAUUUGUUUGCUAGCUUGGUUUGGUUUGGUUUGUUUUUUGGGUUUUUUUUAAUUUUUGUUUGGAGGCCACUGCAGGGGAAAGGGGAGGAUAUGGAGGGACUGGGAGGUGACCAGAAUUGGGGUGCAUGAUGUGAAUUUCUCAAUGAUUCAAUGAAGAAAUUAUGUUAAAUAAUAAAAAGAUGCCUAAUUCCUAAUCUCAUUCACAAUAAAGAUGCCUAGUCUCUAUGUACCAAGGAUUGUCUACAGAAAUUCAGUAUGAGUGUAAAUGUCGA
Messenger RNA from Peromyscus californicus insignis, 14139 nucleotides. RefSeq names its product phosphoribosyl pyrophosphate synthetase 1 like 1 (gene Prps1l1). Gene Ontology annotation, cellular component: cytoplasm; ribose phosphate diphosphokinase complex. The record is from RefSeq and is a predicted model, not a curated record. Bases 8379 to 9335 code for a protein of 318 amino acids. Gene Ontology annotation, biological process: 5-phosphoribose 1-diphosphate biosynthetic process; purine nucleotide biosynthetic process; ribonucleoside monophosphate biosynthetic process. Gene Ontology annotation, molecular function: magnesium ion binding; ribose phosphate diphosphokinase activity; ATP binding. Lineage: Eukaryota; Metazoa; Chordata; Mammalia; Rodentia; Cricetidae. The transcript has a single exon.